Molecule: messenger RNA, 1569 nt
Organism: Kockovaella imperatae
Lineage: Eukaryota; Fungi; Basidiomycota; Tremellomycetes; Tremellales; Cuniculitremaceae
Product: PIN domain-like protein
Exons: 11
Coding region: 116-1465 (449 amino acids)
Cellular component (GO): cytoplasm; nucleus
Molecular function (GO): DNA binding; 5'-3' exonuclease activity; 5'-flap endonuclease activity
Source: RefSeq, a predicted model, not a curated record
CGCGUCAUGGAUUUUUGACCUUUUUCCGAUCGAGUAACCCGACGAGAUGCUCAAUGUUCAGAUAGCUAUCGCGACCUUGGAGCUGGUUUCAAGACGCUAGCCCAUCUCGCGCAAAAUGGGUAUCAAGGGUCUUACGGGCUUGCUCAGUGAGCAUGCACCUCGAGCCAUGAGGGAUCACGAGAUGAAGACGCUCUUUGGCCGCAAAGUCGCCAUUGACGCAUCUAUGUCCAUCUAUCAAUUCCUCAUCGCUGUCAGACAGCAAGAUGGUCAAAUGUUGAUGAAUGAAUCAGGUGACGUGACGAGUCAUCUGAUGGGAUUUUUCUACCGUACCAUUCGAAUGGUUGAACAUGGGAUCAAACCGUGCUAUAUCUUCGAUGGCAAGCCUCCAGAUUUGAAGAGCAGGACGCUCGCAAAACGAUUCGAAAGACGGGAAGAGGCCAAAGCUGGAGAAGAAGAGGCAAAGGAGACUGGUACCGCCGAGGACAUUGAUCGACUGGCUCGACGACAAGUCAGAGUUACCAAAGAGCACAAUGACGAGUGUAAGAAGCUUUUGGCACUCAUGGGCAUUCCAGUCGUCACCGCUCCCGGUGAAGCAGAAGCACAGUGCGCUGAACUAGCUCGAGCCGGGAAAGUCUAUGCGGCUGGUUCUGAAGAUAUGGAUACAUUGACAUUCAACUCUCCCAUCCUCCUUCGACAUCUCACCUUUAGCGAGGCGAAAAAGAUGCCCAUCUCUGAGAUCCACUUGCAGACGGCCCUGGAGGAUCUGAAGAUGACUAUGGACCAGUUCAUCGAGCUGUGUAUUCUCCUCGGAUGUGAUUACCUAGAACCAUGUAAAGGGAUCGGCCCGAAGACCGCGCUCAAACUGUUGAGAGAACACGGUGGACUAGGCAAUGUGGUAGACUUUGUCCGUGGCAAGAUGGCUGAAAAAGCGCAUGACAAUGCGGAAGCGAUAGCUCAACAAUCUGAAUCCGAGGACGAGCCCAUUCACUCUGAUCGAGAGAGCGAAGAAGGCGGUGGUGGAGACUGGGGAGAGGAGAGUGGUGGACCUUCCUCAAGUCCAAUGAAGAAGAAGCCAGCGGCGCCUGCCAAGAGCCCGAAAAAGAAGAAAGUCACGAGUGCAGGGAUGCAAAUUCCGGAAUUCUGGCCUUGGGAGGAGGCCAAAAAGGUGUUUUUGAAACCUGAUGUGGUCAAGGGAGAGGAUCUCGAGCUCGAUUGGAAAGUCCCUGACACGGAUGGAUUGGUGGACUUCCUCUGUCGCGACAAGGGAUUCAAUGAGGAUCGUGUCCGCGCUGGAGCUGCGAAAUUGGCCAAGAUGAUCACUGCGAAACAGCAAGGGCGACUCGAUGGAUUCUUCACGGUCAAACCGAAAGAGCCAGAAGCGAAUGGGAAAAAGGCUGGAGAUAAGCGUAAAGGUGGAGCGGUCGAGAAGGACAAGGGAGGUGCGAAGAAGAAGGGGAAGAAGUGAUGAGUAGCUCGAGAGCUAUGGUCGCAAGCAUGGCAUGGUCGACGUCUAGUACAUGAGGUUCAUUACCAAGUAUUCCCGUGUAUAUAUUAUUUAUCAUGUCCCCC